Gekko japonicus is the source of this 3894-nucleotide messenger RNA. It is a transcript of the gene COL6A1, whose product is annotated as collagen, type VI, alpha 1. Lineage: Eukaryota; Metazoa; Chordata; Lepidosauria; Squamata; Gekkonidae. The coding region runs from base 177 to 3218 and encodes 1013 amino acids. The transcript has 35 exons. The record is from RefSeq and is a predicted model, not a curated record.
UCCCAGCCCUCUCGCCCCGGCUCCUCACUCGUCGGGAACUCAGGGACGGAGUGGAAACUUCCCCCCAAUUGCCCGCCAGGCAACGGACUGCACCGCCCCGGGGGGGUCGCCUCGGCCGCCGCCUGCUCUCCCUUCUCCCCGCCGUCAGCGGUCCUCCGCCCAGCCCAGUCUGCGCCAUGAAGCCCGCCGACCUGUUGCUCCCCGUCCUGCUCCAGAGCUGCUUGCUCGUGAGUCGGGUCCUCGCCCAAGAUAACGAAAUCACGAACGGCGUCGCUUUCAGAGAUUGCCCCGUGGACUUGUUUUUUGUCCUGGAUACCUCUGAGAGCGUUGCCUUGAGGGAAAAGCCGUUUGGAGCCUUGGUUGACAAGAUCACAGCCUUCACCAACCUUUUCAUUGAUAGAUUGACUGAGAGAUAUUAUCGGUGUGACCGGAAUCUGGUGUGGAACGCCGGUGCCCUGCAUUACAGUGAUGUGGUGGAGGUGAUCAAGGGGCUCAGCCGUAUGCCUGAUGGGCGAGAGGACCUGCAGAAGCGAGUGUCCUCCGUGGUUUCUAUUGGGAAAGGCACCUACACCGACUGUGCCAUCAAGAGAGGAAUCGAAGAGCUGCUCAUUGGGGGCUCUCAUCAGAAGGAAAAUAAAUAUCUGGUUGUGGUGACAGACGGCCAUCCCUUGGAUGGCUAUAAAGAGCCCUGCGGAGGACUGGAAGAUGCUGUCAACGAAGCCAAGCACCUGGGCAUCAAAGUGUUCUCCAUUGCCAUCUCUCCAGAUCAUCUGGAAUCCAGGCUGAGUGUCAUUGCCACAGACCACACCUAUCGCCGCAACUUUACGGCAACUGCAUCUCAGCAGCAACUUGAGAGAACAAUCGACACCAUCACUAGUAUGAUCACGGAGAACGUGGAGCACGGGUGCUGCUCCUACGAAUGCCAGCCCGCGCGAGGUCCCCCAGGGCCAGUUGGAGAUUCAGGAUAUGAGGGAGAAAGAGGGAAGCCUGGCCUGCCGGGUGAAAAAGGAGACGCCGGAGAGCCUGGGAAGCAAGGUGACCCUGGACCUGUCGGUUACCAAGGGAUGAAGGGAGAAAAAGGAGGUCGAGGUGACAAGGGCUCCAGAGGUGGGAAAGGAUCCAAGGGGGAUAAAGGCAAGCGUGGUAUCGACGGCAUCGAUGGCAAGAAGGGUGAAGCUGGAUUUCAUGGGUUACCUGGAUGCAAAGGAUCCCCGGGAUUUGAUGGCUUACGUGGACCUCCUGGAUCAAAAGGUGACCCUGGUCCUUAUGGGCCCAAAGGGGGACUGGGAGAUCCUGGCGUUGAUGGCAAAGCAGGCAGGCCUGGAAAUACUGGAGUCCCUGGAGAAAAGGGUCAGCCGGGAGCUGCUGGAGGCCCUGGAGAGAAAGGAGAGUUGGGAGACGAGGGAAAUCCUGGCCCAGAUGGCCCCACUGGAGAGAGGGGAGCCAAUGGAGAAAGGGGGCCGCUAGGUAUCCCUGGACUCCGUGGACCGAGAGGAGAAAAGGGUGAUUUGGGACCACAGGGUGACCAAGGCCGUGAAGGACCAUUUGGACCACCUGGAGAACCAGGUGAGGCUGGGCCAGCUGGACCUAAGGGGUACAGAGGAGAUGAAGGGACUCCCGGACCAGAGGGCCCCAAAGGACCCCUUGGGCCACCUGGACUACCCGGAGAUGCCGGCUUGAUGGGUGAAAGGGGAGAAGACGGUGCCCCAGGCAAUGGCACAGAUGGAUUCCCCGGCUUCCCAGGAUAUCCAGGCAACAGAGGUAGUCCUGGAGUUAACGGUACCAAAGGCUUUCCUGGUCCAAAAGGUGAUGACGGAGAGUUUGGAGAUCCUGGAGAGGAAGAUGGCACAAGUAUUGUCCAGGGCAUGAAAGGAGCCAAGGGAUACAGAGGUCCAGAGGGCCCUCCGGGACCUCCGGGACCUGCUGGCCCUCCGGGACCAGAUGAAUGUGAAAUUUUAGAUAUCAUCAUGAAAAUGUGUUCAUGCUGUGAAUGCAAGUGCGGCCCCGUCGACGUUCUCUUCGUCCUGGACAGUUCCGAGAGCAUUGGCCUGCAGAACUUCCAGAUUGCGAAGGAUUUCAUCAUAAAGGUCAUUGACAGGCUGAGCGGCGAUGAACACGUGAGGUUUGACCCCGGAGAGUCACGUGUUGGUGUUGUGCAGUACAGUCAUGACAAGACGCAGGAGCUGGUGGCCAUGGGAGAUGCCAACAUCAACAACAUCGGAGAACUUAAGGAGGCUGUGAAGAACUUGCACUGGAUCGCUGGUGGCACUUAUACUGGGGAGGCCCUGGAGUUCACAAAGGACCAGUUGCUGCGACGAUUUUCCUCUGAGAACCGGGUGGCCAUUGUUAUCACAGAUGGACGGUCGGACACCCUUCGGGACCCCAUACCCCUGAAUGCGCUCUGUGAAGUCAAUACCCAGGUGUAUCCCUUGGGUAUCGGCGAUAUUUUCUACUCUCCUCCAAACCCUGAGCAAUUAUCCAGUAUUUCCUGUAAUGGGUUAUCCAUUCUGCGAGAAAACUAUGCAGAGCUUCUGGAUGACAGUUUCCUGCACAACAUUACCUCUUAUAUCUGCAAAGACAAGAAGUGCCCAGACUACACUUGCCCAAUCACCUUUGAUGGCCCGGCUGAUAUCACGCUCCUAGUGGAUAGUUCUACCAGUGUCGGGAGCCGUAACUUCAACACCACCAAGAAAUUUGUGAAGCGCCUGGCCGAGCGGUUCCUGGCAGCAUCCAAACCUGCCGAGGACACCGUGCGCGUUUCGGUUGUCCAGUACAGCGGCAAAGCUCAGCAGAAACUGGAAGCGCAGUUCGAGCAGAACUACACCGUGAUCGCCGAGGCCAUCGACAGCAUGCAGUUCAUGAACGACGCCACGGACGUCAACGCCGCUCUCGACUAUGUCACCAACCUCUACCGGCAGUCUUCCCGCUCUGGGGCUAAGAAGAGGGUGUUGGUCUUCUCCGACGGCAACUCUCAAGGCAUCACCGGAAGCGCCAUCGAGAGGGCGGUUCAGGCAGCCCGGCAGGCGGGCAUCGAGAUCUACGUACUGGUGGUCGGCACGCAAGCCAACGAGCCCAAUAUACGCGUCCUUGUGACUGGGAAGACCACCGAGUAUGACGUGGCGUACGGGGAAAGGCACCUUUUCCGAGUGCCUGAUUACAACUCUUUGCUGAGGGGCGUCUUCUAUCAAACUGUUUCCAGGAGAAUAGCUGUCAACUGAGUCGGUGGAAUGUAAAGGAGUAGGAUUAUAUAGAUUCUAAGUUUUUUAAAAAAUAAAAAAGCUAGCACUCAACAGAACCCAUAUUUUUUAUAAAAAGCCCGCCCAGGUCCCUGCUUUUGAGCUGCAUCAUGCCUUUCCCUGCCCAUUUCUUUUCCCCCGUAAAAUUGUAUACUCUACAAAGGGCGAAAUGCAGGUCCGCUUAUUCUUUCACCCUAAUUUUCAACUGAGGUAAGCUCGGUUGGUAAAACUCAAGAAUCUUGAAAAUGCACUACCCUUUUAUUCCUAAGAUCGAGAGCACAUUUUCACGUGGAUACUAGGAUCCUCUUUCCAGAAUAAAAUGAUCCUUUAUCUUGCUGACACAAGUAACUUUUUUUUUUUUAAUUUGCUAUUUUACUUUAUUUUCAUAAUAAGAAAAACUAUCGCUUGGGCUACCCAGCUCCAGAAAACUUGCUUGGCCCCUUAAAGACAAGGAGGCGGUUCCUGGAAUACUCGCUGCUCUCAAGGGAACGAGCGGCAGUGACGAAAAUCGUAUCCUUGCGUACAACCUUCCAGUUCAUAGCAAGCUGUUUUAAAAUCACUUUAACCCCACAGCAUCAAUACAAACAAAAGUUUAGUUCAGGGGUCCCCAACCUUUUUGAGCCUGUGGGCACUUUUAACAUUCUGGAAUAGCCACAAA